UGCCCUCGUCCCACAUAACGGCUACAUUUCUCUCUCCUCCUUCCGCCCCCUCUUUCUCUCCCCUUCUCACUCUUCUGUCUUAACCAAGAUUUCUCUCUCUUCUUUCUCUCCCUCUUCCUCUCUGUAGAUCUCUAGAUCUCUGCAAAAGAUGAAGCACUUCAUGCUACCAAAGAGUGGAGUCUUGAGGGCGAACCCAUCCUCUGAAACUCCGUCUUCUCCAAACCCUUAUUCGCAGAAGCAGAGACCUUCUCGGAGGCAAAAGGAGAACGCUCCACCUGCAGAUCCAAAUGCAUUACCAGAUUCUGCUUCCCCUUCACUUUCGGGGAAGUCGGCAUCCGCUUCCGGAAAGAUCAGAAGCCCUCUUCCGCCUAGACCUCCUUCUUCGAACCCUAACCCUCUUAAAAGGAAGCUCAGCAUGGAAACCGUUCCGGAAAAUAGUGUUCCGUUGUCAUCUGACUCUGGAGUGAAGGUAAUUGUACGAGUGAGGCCUCCGAACAAGGACGAGGAAGAGGGAGAAAUGAUAGUACAGAAAGUCUCCGGUGAAUCCUUGUCAAUUCUUGGACAGACCUUCACAUUUGAUUCUGUUGCAGAAUCAGAUGCGACACAGGAAGAUAUAUUCCAGCUUGUGGGUACCCCCCUUGUGGAAAAUUGUCUGGCCGGAUUUAACAGUUCCAUAUUUGCAUAUGGACAGACGGGUAGUGGAAAAACUUAUACAAUGUUGGGACCUGCCAAUGCCUUGCUGCAUGAAAAUUUCCCAAGCAUCCAAAAGGGGUUAACACCUCGAGUCUUAGAGCAACUAUUUGCACGCAUAAAUGAGGAGCAAGUUAAGCAUGCUGACAAGCAACUCAAGUAUCAAUGCCGGUGUUCUUUUCUUGAGAUUUAUAAUGAACAAAUCACUGAUUUGUUGGACCCAAAUCAAAAGAACCUCCAGAUCAGGGAAGACGUCAAGUCUGGUGUUUAUGUUGAAAACCUGACAGAGGAAUAUGUAUCUACAAUGAAGGAUGUUAGUCAGCUUUUGAUAAAGGGAAUAUCAAACAGGAGAACAGGUGCAACGAGUAUUAAUGCAGAGAGCUCCCGUUCACAUAGUGUAUUUACUUGCGUUGUUGAAUCACGAUGCAAGAGCAUGUCAGAUGGUGUGAGCAGCUUCAGGACAAGUAGAAUAAAUCUUGUUGAUCUCGCUGGAUCAGAAAGACAGAAGCUAACAGGUGCAGCAGGUGAACGCUUGAAAGAAGCAGGGAAUAUUAAUCGAUCUCUGUCACAGCUGGGGAACUUGAUAAAUAUUCUUGCAGAAGUUUCACAAACAGGAAAACACAGACAUAUCCCUUAUAGGGAUUCUAGAUUGACAUUCUUACUUCAGGAAUCUUUAGGUGGAAAUGCAAAGCUUGCAAUGAUCUGUGCAAUAUCUCCUGCACAGAGCUGUAAGAGUGAAACACUUAGUACAUUAAGGUUUGCACAGCGUGCAAAGGCCAUUAAAAACAAGGCAGUCGUUAAUGAAGUGAUGCAAGAUGAUGUUAAUUUCUUGAGAGAAGUGAUACGCCAGCUGAAGGAUGAACUUCUUAGAAUGAAAGCAAAUGGUAAUUCAACAAAUCCUAAUGGAGCUUAUUCAACGGGAUGGAAUGCCCGUAGAAGCUUGAAUCUCCUUAAACUGAGUCUUAACCGUCCAAUGACUGUUGAAGAGGAUAGUGAUGAGGAGAUGGAGAUUGACGAGGAAGCUGUUGAGAGACUUUGCAUUCAAGUUGGUCUUCAGUCUGCAGGUUGUGAAGAAAACAUUAGUCAAGACAAGAAGCUGCAAACUUUCCAGUCAAAUUCUCAACUUGAAUCUUCCGAUGAACAAGCUUGCAGAGAAAUCCAGUCAAAUUCUCAACUUGAAUCUUCCGAUGAACAAGCUUGCAGAGAAAUCCAGCCCAGUGAAGUACCUGGAUGUGUCAGUGAUCAUGCAUCUGAGGAAGCUGAUGUUAACAUGGAAGACUGUCAUGUUGAAGAAAUAGCAUUGGAAGAGACUGGUAAGAAUGAAAUAGGUAUUGAUGUUCUUGGUGGUGAACCUGUUCCUGAUGCUCCACAAUUUUCUAGUCCUGAUGGUCUAAACCAUCAAAAUCAUGCUGAGGAAAAUGACAAGGAAGGGAAUAUGGUUGAUAGAAAUACUAACUUAGUUGAUGUGAGCUCUUCAGAGAAUCCCGUUGAGGAGAAAUUUCCUAUGCCCUCAGUCAAUAAUUCCCCUGCUGAAGGUUCCCAACAGAAACCUGUUGAAGUUGAACCCUCCGCUUUGCCAGAUAGUGAAGGUUCAGUGAGCAUUACAGUUGCAGAUCCGCAUUAUAAUUCUUCCACUAGCUCUCAAAAUUCUGUGCCUCCUUCUAACCUUUGCAUAGUACCUUAUGAUGUGUCUCCAGUGCUUCAAUCACCCACUUUGAGUGUCUCUCCAAGAGUCAUCAGUAACAGCAGGAAAAGUCUUAGGACAUCUUCAAUGUUGUCAGCAUCUCAAAAAGAAAUACAAGAAGAAAGCAAUUCUGGUCCAAAGGCUCUACAUCUGUCUUUUGCACGUUCCUUGAAAAGUGAUACUGUAAAUUCUUCAAGUACUCAAACAAGCAAGAAUUCCCUUACACCAACAGAACACUUGGCUGCAAGUCUCCGACGUGGUCUAGAAAUUAUUGAUAGCCACCGGCAGAGUUCGGCUUUGAGGCACUCCACAUUCAGGUUUACAUUUAAGCCUUCUUUGCAAAUUGACAAGGUUGAUGCUGGUAUACAAACUCUACCUCAAGAUUCUGAGGCACUACAAGAUCCGUCAUUUGUAUGUAAUAAGUGCAAGAAAAGAACACAUGAAGGGGAGUUGAAAGAAGGCAAUGAUUUCUCAGAUAUGCAAUUGGUACCAUUUGAUGGAUCACUGUCCAAUGAGAAAUCUAAGAAGCAAGUUCCUAAGGCAGUGGAAAAGGUCUUAGCUGGAGCAAUCAGACGAGAAAUGGCACUCGAAGAAUAUUGUGCCAAGCAAACUGCUGAAAUUAUGCAGCUGAACCGUCUGGUCCAGCAAUACAAGCAUGAGAGGGAAUGCAAUGCCAUCAUAGAACAAACACGGGAGGAUAAGAUUUUUCGCCUUGAGAGCCUCAUGGAUGGAAUUUUACCCACUGAGGAGUUCAUGGAGGAAGAAUUAGUAUCUCUUUCACAUGAGCACAAGCUUCUGCAAGAGAAAUAUGAAAACCAUCCUGAGGUUUUGAGGGCAAAAAUUGAGUUAAAAAGGGUUCAAGAAGAGUUGGAUGGGUAUAGAAACUUCUUUGAUUUGGGUGAAAGGGAUGUCUUGUUGGAAGAGAUUCAAAAUUUAAGAAGCCAGCUACAAUACUAUUUGGAUUCAUCGUCAUCCAUAUCAGCUCGAAAACGAAGUCCUUUGCUGCAGUUGACCUAUUCAUGUGAGCCCAGUUCAGCACCUUUGUGUGCAAUUCCCAAGUCAAUUGAAGAAAGUGCUGGUGAGAAAUCUGACCAGGGGACUCAUCCUCCUCCAUGCACUCCUCAGUCCAAUGAGGAAAGUGCAGAGGAGAAAUUUGAACAAGAGAGACAACGUUGGACCGAGGCAGAGAGCAAAUGGAUUUCUCUUUCUGAAGAAUUACGGAUGGAACUGGAAGCUAGCCGCUCUCUUGCAGAGAAAAGGAAGCAGGAACUUGAUUCUGAGAAGAAAUGCUCAGAAGAGCUGAAAGAAGCAAUGCAGAUGGCAAUGCAGGGACAUGCACGUAUUCUUGAACAGUAUGCAGAACUUCAAGAAAAGCAUCUUGCAUUGCUUGCAAGACAUCGUAUGAUCCAAGAAGGAAUAGAAGAUGUUAAAAAAGCAGCUGCAAAAGCUGGAGUCAAGGGUGCUGAAUCUAAGUUCAUCAACUCCCUUGCUGCAGAAAUUUCAGCACUAAAAGUUGAAAGAGAAAAGGAGAGGCGGUAUUUAAGGGAUGAGAAUAAAGGCCUUCAAGCUCAACUAAGGGAUACAGCUGAAGCUGUACAGGCUGCUGGUGAACUACUUGUGCGGCUUAAGGAAGCAGAAGAAGCAGUAGCCACUGCCCAGAAGCAAGCUCAAGAUGCAGAGCAAGAAGCCGAGAAGGCCUAUAAACAGAUUGAUAAAUUGAAGAAAAAGCAUGAAAAGGAAGUUGCUAAUCUGCACCAGGUCUUGGAAGAGUCUCGUCUACCUAAAGAAGCACUUAGACCUACUUAUGAUGAUUCAAAUAUAGUCAAAUAUGAUGAAGGUGAGUGCCUCAGCAUUGGUGGUGAUCAACGAUGGAGGGAGGAGUUUGAUUUCUACCAGGAAGAAGAUGGUGAACUCUCAAAACCAUGGUUCUCUGGAUACGACCGAUGCAACAUAUAGAAGAAAUGUAUGAUCAAAUUGUGUAUGUAAUAGUAAUAGUUUGUUAUAUAGUUUUCUAUCAAUGGCUGUAGUAGCAAUUAUUGAUCAUUCCUUUGGGUGAUACGCAUCUGUUCUCACCAAUUGUGAGGACCAAUGAAAUGGGUAGAUCAGAGGAAAUGGUGUAGUGAAUGAUUCUUUCAUUUUCUAUCUUUUCAAGUUAAAGCACAACUUGUUUUCUUGUUACUAGAGUUGGAAACAAUUUAGAAUAAUAUAUAUUCUUUUGAGCAUUUUGAUCCAAUGAGAUCCUUACAUGAGA
Nelumbo nucifera (sacred lotus) is the source of this 4625-nucleotide messenger RNA. RefSeq names its product kinesin-like protein KIN-12B. The record is from RefSeq and is a predicted model, not a curated record. Gene Ontology annotation, molecular function: microtubule motor activity; ATP binding; microtubule binding. Lineage: Eukaryota; Viridiplantae; Streptophyta; Magnoliopsida; Proteales; Nelumbonaceae. Gene Ontology annotation, biological process: microtubule-based movement.